Molecule: messenger RNA, 1964 nt
Organism: Lactuca virosa
Lineage: Eukaryota; Viridiplantae; Streptophyta; Magnoliopsida; Asterales; Asteraceae
Source: the annotation of a GenBank genome assembly
CUAUUAUCUAUCUUUAUGAUUAUCCUUUCAUUUCUUUAAAUUCAUCACCCUUCUUCCAGUCUUCUUUGUACUCCCCACUGCUACACAUUCAAUUCCUCACUCAUCGAUCACACGCUCACACCUAUAAUUCAAUUUCCCAUAAUAAAUUUUACACCAAUUUCUCAAUCAUUGCUUUCAAUUUCCUUCCUACCAACUAAAACAACUGAAUUCCCCUUAAUUACUCCCCCUAGAUCUGCUCCCUAACAAAAUUGUUCGAGGGUUUCGCUUUAAUUUCGCCUUUGAUGUUAUCCCACUUCUGGAUUUUGCAGAAAGAGAGGUUUACUUGAGGUAUGACGACGGCGAGCAGUUUCGUAUCCGGGUCCGGGUCCGGGUCGUUGAGUUCAAAACCUGCAACGGGUGUGUCAGAUCAGUUCCCGGUGGGUUUGAGAGUUCUUGUUGUUGAUGACGAUGUUACUUGUUUAAAGAUUUUGGAACAAAUGCUUCGCAGAUGCUCGUAUCAUGUUACAACUUGCUCACAAGCAACUGCUGCUUUAAAUAUAUUAAGGGAAAGAAAAGGUGGAUUUGAUGUGGUUUUAAGUGAUGUUCAUAUGCCCGAUAUGGAUGGAUUUAAGCUUCUUGAACUUGUUGGGUUAGAAAUGGAUCUUCCUGUCAUAAUGAUGUCAGCAGAUGGAAGAACGAAUCUUGUGUUGAGGGGAAUAAGACAUGGGGCAUGUGAUUACUUAAUCAAGCCUAUACGUGAAGAACAACUAAAGAACAUAUGGCAACAUGUUAUAAGAAAAAAAUGGAAUGAAAAUAAAGAACAUGAAAAUUCAGGGAGCAUGGAGCACAAAAGAGGAGGAGGAGGAGGAGGUGAUGAUAAUCAUGAUAGUGAGUAUGGUUCUUCUGUUAAUGAAGGAGGAGAAAAUGGGUUGCUGACUUGUCAUAAAAAAAGAAGAAGUAUUAAAGAAGAAGAUGAUUGUGAACUUGAAAGUGAUGAUCCAUCUGCUUCAAAAAAGCCACGUGUUGUUUGGUCUGUGGAGUUGCAUCAGCAAUUCGUUAGUGCUGUGAAUCAACUUGGAAUUGACAAGGCUGUACCAAAGAGAAUUCUUGAAUUGAUGAAUGUGCCAGGUUUGACUAGAGAAAAUGUUGCAAGUCAUUUGCAGAAGUUUAGAUUAUACUUAAAGAGAUUAAGUGGUGUGGGAGGUCAACAAGGAGGGGGUCAAAAUUCAUUUGGUGGGCCCAUAGAACAAAAUCAAAAACUAGGUUUAUAUGGAAGAUUGGAGAUCCAAGCACUGGCGGCUUCCGGCCAAAUCCCGCCGGAGACACUGGCGGCACUUCAUGCUGAACUUUUCGGGCGGCCAACCGGAAAUGUCAACUUGCCGCUAGUUGACCACCAACCGAUAUUACAAUCAUCUAAUUACGGUCAACCCCUCCCAUCAAAGCAAAUUUCACAACCCGUUGUAGAAGAUGUUCAUUCAUGGCAUGCCAACAACAUGAUUGGUAAUUAUGGUGGAUUGGGAGGGCAAAAUGGUCAUUUAAUAGGGGUAAUGCCAAGUCAACAGGUUCAGAAACAAGCGAUUACGGUUCAACCCUCGCGUCUUGUUGUCCCGAAUCAAUCAUCAUCGGGACCUUUGAAGAAUCUUGGAUUUGUAGGUAAAGGGAAUUCGAUUCCAAUGUCUUCUCUGAAUAGGUUUAGAUCAUGAUUUACAUAUCAAGAUGGUUGGUUAGAAGAUUCAUCUACAAAUCAGAAAUGAAUCAUGAAGGUGAUGAAUCGGUGUUCUUAGAGGUCAAGAAGAGUGUUGUUAGGUAGGAUUAUUAUUGAACAAGUUCAUAGAAUCGUGGGACUUGUUGAUCUUAUUAUAUAAGUUUUUACGGGUUAUAUAUGUAGCUCAUUCAUCAAUAGUUAUGCAAAGAUUUAGUGAUUGUAAUUAUGUCUCUCUUGUAUGGUAGCUGUAGAAUUGUAUCGUAAUGUUUUUACUCGAUUC